This is a messenger RNA of Rodentolepis nana, 741 nucleotides long. NCBI's taxonomy places the organism in Eukaryota, Metazoa, Platyhelminthes, Cestoda, Cyclophyllidea, Hymenolepididae. The record is from the annotation of a GenBank genome assembly.
AUGGCAAGCCGAUACAACAGAGGUCGACAUUCAGGAAGGGUCUACGAUAUUAACAUUUCCACUGCGGAUAUGUCAAGAAAAAUGAAGGAGUUCAUUAUUGAACAGGUGGUUGAAUGUCUGAAUAAUGGAUGGCAUCCAAAGAACAUGUGCCGGUUUAUUCGAGAAAGAUGCAAUGAGAGAUAUGGACCUUCCUGGGAUUACAGUGGAACUCCAGACGACUCAGGUUCAUGUGAUUCUCAAACCGAACUCACAACCGAGGACUUUGUCAAAGCAGAACAAAAGAAUGAAGGAGGGAAUGCGGUUGGCAAUGAGGCCUCUGAAAAGAAGAAUGACGCACUGUCUAAUCCCCCCGAGAAUCAGCCCGAUUUUACCGAGUUUGACUUUGAUACAGAGACGCUGUCUUCUUCAUCAUUGCCCCAAGCCCAACGUCCACUCGGUAGUUCUGCUAGGCCAGUUCGUGAGAGGCGGGUUGCGCGUCUGGAUAAGAUACUUCAAGAAGAUCGCAACCUCAGGCGCAUUGAAGAACAGAUGAGACAAGCAGCUGAAGCAGCUAAGAGACAACAGCAACUUCAACAGGAGACCCAACCGGCUGAGGAAAAAUCUAGUGAACCGCCACUACAAGAAGUUCAUCAAACUGAGCAGAAUGUGAGCAAUGUAAAGAAUGAGAAUCCUACCACUUCGGACUUACCUGGACAAGUUGAGCAUAUGAGUAUUAAUGCUGCAGAAGAAGCGGCGAUAUGA